UUAAAGGACCAUUGGAGCUGGUGUAUGUAUGAUGCUAAGACUGGGACUUCUUUUCUUAGCAGUCUGUACAGCAAACGGUUUACGGACUGUCUUGCUUCAGGUUUUCUGAACAAAGAAAUGACUUUUGGAUUACAUUUGAGCAUUCUAUUGCUCUCUCUGACAACCUUUGGGCAGCUUGCAGCAGGAAAUGUCUUAAGAUAUGCAAGUAGAAAUCUUGGCCCUUCAACUCGAGCUGAGACUCUGCGCCGUUCUUACCGACCUGUUCCCUCCAGUUAUCAAGGCUCUCUACUGCCACGAAGUUCUGUGUCUACCUCAACUUUCCUUGGAGAUUUAUCAACUGAGGCUUCCAAACUAUGGGGCUCAGUUCCUAGCCAAGGUCAAAGGGGUUAUGGCAGGCAAGUAAGUAGUUACAGUCAACCAGGAAGUGUAUCUAGCUACAGACCUGCCUCAGCUCUGACUUGGCAGCAACAGCCAGGUGGCCUGCUCCAUAGAGGUCCAGGAAUGAGGGAACCUUCAUCUCAAGGGGAGAGGCGCUAUGGCUCUAAUGUUGUCUCCAGUGGUGCCAUUGAGAUUCAUGCACCACCUCGACUGCAGCCCAGUUCACCUGCCACUGGCAUACAGUUGACUUCAGAAUCUGCUUCCCAACCAUCCAAUCAACAUCCUGCAUUCUCCUUACCUGCUGUACUCCAGACCAAAGCAGGCAUGUGGCACACUGUCAAUCUUCCAAGCGCUAGGUCAGAAUCCACUGCUAGACGACGCCAACACUCUUUGUCGGUGCCUGCUACGCUGAAAACCAAUCCUAGUCAGUUGGGCAUCUAUACUUCUAGUGUAUGGGCUCCAGAGUCAACUGCCCAGCGACACCAAAAGGCCUCAGCUGUACUGCAGACCAAGAAUGUGUGGGGUAGUGCGCUUUCCUCUGACUCCAAUCGAGUCAGUGCCAACUUCAGGAGUUCUAGACCACUCUCACCUGGAAACCAUCCUAGAGGGCUGCAAUCAGGCUACCAUGCCACCCGGCAGCAGACAAGGUUGCUGGGCUCUCUGGUCUCCAGUGUACCUCAGAACAAGGAUAUUUUGCAAGAUGCCAGUGGAAAUUCAUAAAUGAAGCCUGAGUCAAGAAGCUCUACAGUAGAUCAGUUAAUGUGGAAGUUAACUACAACUGUCAAACAGAAAUGGGCUCUGAGAUCUUAAUUGUAAGUCACUAUCAUUUUGAUGUUACACACUUGCGCAAUGUCUAUAAAUGCUCCGUUUCUGUGCUCAGGUUUCCAAUCCUCUGGUCCUUUGUGGAUUCAUACUGAAAUAAACUGCUUGAAACUGU
Messenger RNA from Poecilia latipinna (sailfin molly), 1315 nucleotides. RefSeq lists its product as uncharacterized. The record is from RefSeq and is a predicted model, not a curated record. Bases 25 to 1098 code for a protein of 357 amino acids. Lineage: Eukaryota; Metazoa; Chordata; Actinopteri; Cyprinodontiformes; Poeciliidae. The transcript has 3 exons.